UUUGACAUUAAUUUAGGGGGACAUGGCUAAUUCAAAAGAAGUUUGCUAGAGGCAAGCUGGCUGCUGUUGCUAGCAACACUUUACCGAUUGUUUGAAAGUGUUAUGUCCCCGGCCUAAUCCGGGCCGGGAUUUCUGUUUUCUGGAUUUCUGUGCCGGCUCCAGGUUUCAUGCCAUACUCCAUUCCUCCUGUGUAAUUGACACACCUGCAACCCAUCCCCUCAUCAGCACCACAGUAUUUCAACCCCGGUUUUCCUGUCACUCAUCGCCAGUUCAACGCUUCGUCCAGAAGACCACAUCCUCCGGUUCAUCAGCCUGCCUGCCACACCUGCCUGCCCCACCGGAUCUCCUUCGCUCUCCUUCACCUCAAUUCAAUAAACCAGUCAACUUGACCUUCAGUGGAGUCGUGCAUUUGGGUCCACACCCCAGUAGCCAGUUGGUCCAACAUAACAGUUUGAACUGGCCAUGAGCGACCCAGCCGACUCGGACGUCGAUCCUGUUCGCAGGGCAAUCGGCCACCAAGGUGCAGUACUGGCAUGUCAUGAGGAAACCAUGCAGAACCUCUCCCGCACCCUCGCUGAAGUCCUGGCUGCCCUGGGGUCCUUACAGCCUCCCCAGGGCCCUCCUGCUCCUCCGGCAGAGUCCCCGCCUGUCGCUGCUCCUUACCACCGAGAACCCCAUGUCACAGCCCCAGAGCGCUUCACCAGUGAGCCAGGACGCUGUCGUCCAUUCCUGCUUCAGUGCUCCCUGGUAUUCGAACAGCAACCGUCAUCCUAUCCCACAGACAGGGCAAGGAUAGCCUAUGUGAUCGGUGCUCUGUCUGGAAGGGCGCUUUCCUGGGCCACCGCGGUCUGGACCACCGGGGGCUCGCUGAGCUCCUCAUAUGGGUCCUUCACUGGAGAGCUGCUGAAAGUGUUUGAUCACCCUGAAGGGGGGCCGGAUCCUGGGAAGCGCCUCACGUCACUCCGUCAGGGUCUCCGUGGUGUGGCCGAUUACACCAUAGAGUUCCGGACACUUUCGGCUGAGAGCGGCUGGAACAAUGCCGCGCUGCGGGCUGUUUUCCACCAGGGACUGACUGAGACCAUGAAGGAUGAGUUGGCUUCCCGGGACGAACCAACUGACCUGGAACAGCUCAUCUCUUUGUCUAUUCGGUUGGACAACCGGCUCCGUGAGCGCCGCCGUGAAAGGGUUCCUCGCUCCCAGCCACGUCCCUUGUCCCCCCUUCGACGCCCACAGUCACCCCCACCUCGAACACCGGCAUCCCCUGGUACCCAUCUGAACAGCGAGCCUGAGCCCAUGCAGCUCGGCCGUGCAAGGUUGACUCCUGAGGAGCGGGCACGCAGAAGAGCCGAGGGUGCCUGUCUGUACUGCGGUCAACCUGGACACCUGGUGGCCACCUGCCCUACUCGCCCGGGAAACGAACGGGCCCGCCAGUAGUA
Hypomesus transpacificus is the source of this 1436-nucleotide messenger RNA. Its product is annotated as retrotransposon-derived protein PEG10. The record is from RefSeq and is a predicted model, not a curated record. Gene Ontology annotation, molecular function: nucleic acid binding; zinc ion binding. The transcript has 2 exons. Bases 463 to 1434 code for a protein of 323 amino acids. Lineage: Eukaryota; Metazoa; Chordata; Actinopteri; Osmeriformes; Osmeridae.